GUCGUGAGUAAUCUGCAGAGAAAAUCUAAAAUACCAACGGCUAAACCAACCAACACACUGACACUGUGGGCCGACCCUUAUCACAUCAGUCAUUCAUUCAACUCUAUCUGCUUUAAAUCGUCCUCCCUUUCUUUCUUCCUUACACACUACAUAAAAACCUUGGACACAAUCUCAAAAACAAAGAACCAAUUUGUCCCCGUUUUACAGAAAGAUCAACAGCACCCAUCACCAAAGCUUUAGCAAUGCCACCCCCAACAGCAACGCUCUCUGUCGCUUCUUCUUCUUCUCUAUCUCUAUUCCCAUUUUCUUCUUACUAUUGUUCGAAACAACCCCAAUUACGCUUCAGCCCCUCCCCCACCCCUGCCAGGCUCACCCAUUUCACACCCCUCACCACACCCAACUACCCAAUUGGCAAACUCAUGACACUCUCCGCUGUUUCCAUCGAGAAAGAAACUAUGAUAUCCGAGCGACCCCACACUUUCCUCCGUGAAACUGACUGCGAAGAUGACGGCUCCGUUAGGGCGCGCUUCCAGCGCAUGAUAAUGGAGGUGCAGGACAGCGUGUGCGGCGCCCUGGAGGCUCUCGAUGGAACCGGCAAGUUUAAGGAGGACGCGUGGACCAGGCCUGGAGGCGGUGGAGGAAUCAGCAGAGUGUUGCAAGACGGUGCUGUUUUCGAAAAGGCUGGUGUUAAUAUCUCUGUUGUUUAUGGAGUUAUGCCCCCUGAAGCAUACCGAGCUGCCAAGGCUGCUGCCACUGAUCUGAAGCCCGGCCCCAUUCCCUUUUUCGCCGCCGGAAUCAGCUCGGUUUUGCACCCGAAGAAUCCGUUUGCUCCUACAUUGCAUUUUAAUUAUCGGUAUUUUGAAACUGAUGCUCCUAAAGAUGCUCCUGGAGCACCUAGGCAAUGGUGGUUUGGUGGUGGAACUGAUUUUACUCCAGCUUACAUCUUUGAGGAGGAUGUCAAGCACUUCCAUUCAAUACAAAAAAAGGCCUGUGAUAAAUUUGAUUCAUCCUUUUAUCCCCGAUUCAAAAAAUGGUGUGAUGACUAUUUUUACAUUAAGCAUCGAGGUGAGAGACGAGGGCUUGGGGGAAUAUUUUUUGAUGAUCUAAAUGACUAUGAUCAAGAGAUGCUUCUUUCAUUUGCCACUGAAUGUGCAAAUUCUGUGAUUCCUGCGUACAUACCGAUUGUAGAGAAAAGGAAGGAUACACCUUUUAAUGAGAGCCACAAGGCAUGGCAACAAUUGCGAAGGGGUCGCUAUGUAGAAUUCAACUUGGUUUAUGAUCGGGGAACAACAUUUGGACUGAAGACAGGAGGUCGAAUUGAAAGUAUUCUUGUUUCUCUCCCUUUGACUGCACGAUGGGAAUAUGAUCAUAAACCAGAAGAGGGAAGCGAAGAGUGGAAACUAUUAGAUGCCUGCAUCAAUCCUAAGGAAUGGAUAUGAUCUUAAUGCAUCAACCGUAAGGAAUGUGUCUGAUACUUACCGUUUUGACUUUCUUUGUAUCAUUUUGAAAUUUCCCAUUCGUUCCUACGCUUUUUAGUUUUUGUUUUUCCUAUUCUCGUUUCUUCUUAAGAAGGGAGUGUUAUCCUGCGGCAGAAGUUGUAAGUUAGCUUGGUGGUUUUGUUGUAUUAAGGUGAAAGGGGAGUCGUCGUUGUAAAUCAUGGGUCUCAUUCCUGUAAUACACAUAUUGUUUAGAGGCCAACAGUGCUAAUAAUAUUGUGAAUCUGAUAACAUCUCGCUCUUCACGUGGAAA
Theobroma umbraticum is the source of this 1749-nucleotide messenger RNA. It is a transcript of the gene LIN2, whose product is annotated as Coproporphyrinogen III oxidase. Gene Ontology annotation, cellular component: cytoplasm; chloroplast stroma. Lineage: Eukaryota; Viridiplantae; Streptophyta; Magnoliopsida; Malvales; Malvaceae. Gene Ontology annotation, molecular function: coproporphyrinogen oxidase activity. The record is from RefSeq and is a predicted model, not a curated record.